Molecule: messenger RNA, 3148 nt
Organism: Colletes gigas
Lineage: Eukaryota; Metazoa; Arthropoda; Insecta; Hymenoptera; Colletidae
Exons: 10
Coding region: 218-2794 (858 amino acids)
Biological process (GO): apoptotic process involved in development; engulfment of apoptotic cell; phosphatidylserine exposure on apoptotic cell surface
Cellular component (GO): plasma membrane
Source: RefSeq, a predicted model, not a curated record
GAAAAAAUGAAAAGUAGUGUUCAUUUUUUUUUAAAUAAAUUUAAUAACUUUAAGUUAUAUUCGUUUGACAGAAUGUCGUUAUUACAGCUUCACCUUCUUUUAUUAAAUGCAAUUAUGAUUUUUUCACGAAAAAAACCUUUAAUAUUGUGGAAUGUGUGGCAUAGGUUGACAGAAAGAAAAGGUGCUGGAUAAUCCAAAUGGAUAACAAAAGCCCAUUAUGGCCCAGCAUCUGCAGACACAACAUCAGCACGAAUUCUUACCAUUGUGUGAUGUAUUGUUUAACAUAAUUUCUUUAGCAUCAUACUUCUGCGACGUUGUCUUUGAUUUUGCAAUGGUAUAUGCUCUCGCGCAUCAUUCUGUAGCUCCUCCAAUUCUUUUUCCUUUGAGCAUUGUUCUUAUAGGAACGUCGUUAAUUAUUUCUCAGAUUAUUAGCGUACGAUGGUAUUUAUGGGGUGCCAGAGGCAGACUAACUGGUAAAAAUAUUACAGACUGUAACAUAAAUGAGAAGAAGGAAAAUGGAAAUUGGGCAAUAUGGUGUGUUUUAUUAUUGCAUUCAACUCAAGUCGGUGUAUUGUGGAGAUACUUUAAACUAUUUAUUCCAGUUAAUUUAACUUAUGUUAAACACGAGGUGAGAGAACUCUGUGUAUUACGCCUUAUUCAUGCAUUCUGUGAAGCUGCCCCAAUGUUACUUUUGCAAUUGUAUUUAUUGUCAAUUGGAGUUAACAACGAGUCAAAUGCAGAUGUUGGAAAAGGAAAAGAAAAUGAAAACAGAGACAGUGACAAGUUAGCAAAGCUAACUGCAGUAUCUGCUGGACUUUCUCUGUGGAGUGUGUGUUGGGCAGUGGCUAGUUUUAGCAAAGGUGCAGCGCGUUUGCGUAACUUAGAACGUUUGGUGUUGACAUGGCUAGGUGUGCUGGCACAACUAGCAUGGCGGCUAGGGACUGUAAGUGCUAGAGUAGGAGUAUUGGUGGCUUAUGCUUCACUCUAUGGUGGGCAAUGGCUGUUAAUCGUAAUGGCUCUCCACUGGUUGUCGAUGUUGAUGUGGUUACUACUUACACCUGAUGGUCUUUUUCAUGGUGGUGAACAUUUGCCUGUAUUAAGAAAAACAUCUUUAGCUUCGCUUCUUGCAUUUGUUUACAUAUUUGCAUAUGUAAAUUUACAUGAAACAAAUCAUCGUCAAAAAAUGGUAAUUUUUUAUACAGUAAUGUUUUUGGAAAACAGUCUGCUCAUCGGUGUGUGGAUAGUAGGAGUUAAUAGAAGCGAUCUUCUUCCACAUCAACAUCAUCCAAACCCUGUAACUUUAGUACUGACACUUUUAGCUUUAUUUUUCGGCGGUAUGUUUUUCAUGGGCCUUUAUUACAGGUUUUUUCAUGUAAGAAGAUUAAGGUAUGAAGCUGGUGGCAGAAUGACAGCUUCGAAUCUCACAACGUUACCAAAUCAGGACAAUUUGGAGGAGAAGCAAAUAGAGUAUAUGGAAGACAAAAAAGUAAACAUAAGUGUAGGGAUGAGAAGAGUUAAAUUGAGCAAUGGAGGAAUACCAGGGGUGUUUAAUUGUCGUUUUGCCAAUCCAACUGUAGUGAAUCCAAAUCGAAAAAAGAAAAAGCCAACUACGUUUGUACCACCUCCGCCACCGCAAUCUCAAACAGGAACAGUAUCAGCUUCUAUGAACACGGUAGGAGAUGCGAAACAGUGGCUUGGCAUGAACAGUAGCUCGCGUCAGUUAAUACCAUUCUGGAAAAAAUCCAUAAUAUCUUCUAACGUAAUACAGAAUGAUCAUGACAAUGAGCAAAAAAUCGGAGCGGACGCUGGAACAGGUGGUGGUUCUCUGAGCGUUAAUCUGAUAAGAGAGAAACUUCAAGAGAAAAAACAACAGCAGCUACGAGAAUUACGGGCUAUACAAGAAGAAAUAAAAGAAGGAAAGCUGUUCCCUCCGCCUUCUGCAUCGGCAUCGUCAUUCUCGUCAUCGCCUGCGUCGAAUCAGCAACCGCCGCCUAACACAAAAUUACACACUUCUCCUAGUUCUCCUUUAUUUACAUCUGCGCCAUCUGUACUUGAUCAAAAUGGAGGAGUAACGUUAUCUUCGUGGCCGCCCGUAAAAAUGCAUUGCCUUUUACCGCCACCACCAUCCUCUUCUUAUUAUCCGAACGUUCAUCCUUCGAAUUCGUGGAGGACGACGCAAAGGGAAAGAGCGGAUACGCCGGAAAUUUUACUUGCACCGCGAUGUCUUCCUCAUCAUUAUUCUUAUUGGGCACCAUCCGCUCACGUUAAUCACAGAUUACGUUCAAGUCAAAAUGGGGGAGAAGACAGUUCUAAAGGCGAAGGAGAAGUAGAAGGAGAGAUUAGCGAUAUGGAAGGUAGUCAAGUAUCGUUGCCUCGAAGUUACACGCUUCCUCGUGAAUUUAAGUAUAAUCAUCCAAAUAAUACUGCGAGAGAACGGGAACGACGCGUAGGAAGCAGUAAGGUCACAGCCUCGCGUUUCUACUUACCUUCUACCAAUAGCUCUGACGGAGAUGUAGAUAGUGCAGAUAACGAAGAUGAGACGGAUUCUGAAGUACAGUUUCGUAUGAAAAACAAUUACGGAUACAAUAAUCAUUGUGGAAUACAACAGCAACAACAGCAACAGCAGCAAAGAUAUGCGUUUGAAGACAAUGAUAAAAACGAGUUUUUACAUUCCAAUCCGGAUUCUACGGCAGCUGCUAUAAUUUCCGGGAAUUCUUAUCUAAAUAAUUCGCAAGGGCUGCUACGACCAAGUCAAUUCUUCAGAAACAGGGUUAAACACGAAACAAAGCUGUAAAGCUUUUGUUUUUUAAUAAUAUGCCUUGAGAGAUUGUAUAAUAGUUAAUUGAAGACUUGAGAUAAAAAAGACUGUACAUGUUCUAUUUUUAUAAAAUAAUUUCUUUUUUAUGUGCGUGAGAUGUCUUGUAAUAUACUAUAUUCAGAUAGAUUUCUGAGACACAAAGCAGAAGCGAACAUGGAUUUUAGAAUUUUGACAAAUAAUUUGUCGUUACUUUUCAAAUUUAAUAAGAAAGUUUCACUUGUUCCUUGUAAAGAACGGAUGAUGAUAAUACUCUAUUUUAUGUACAAACUUAAUGCACGACGGAUAACCAAGAACGUGUUUAUUUAAAUAAUUGAGUUUUAGAAAGUAAGU